This is a messenger RNA of Naegleria lovaniensis, 3564 nucleotides long. RefSeq lists its product as uncharacterized. The record is from RefSeq and is a predicted model, not a curated record. Lineage: Eukaryota; Heterolobosea; Eutetramitea; Acrasida; Naegleriidae. The transcript has 4 exons. Gene Ontology annotation, molecular function: protein kinase activity; ATP binding; protein binding. Gene Ontology annotation, biological process: protein phosphorylation. Bases 1 to 3564 code for a protein of 1187 amino acids.
AUGGCCUCACUCGAAGAUUUGACGCUCACUUUCAAACCUAUCCAAAUCUCGGAAUUAAAUAAGGAAGAAAAAUAUAAACCUUCAUGUAACAUUGGCUCUCCAUCGAAUGGCUCAUCUGUGUCAUCAUUGAAAUUUGAAAAUUUCGAUUGGUCAAAAACACAUUUACCUCCUCCGUUAUCUGGCCACGCUUGUUGUGCAAUUGCACUGGAUGAGAAAAAUCGAGAGGAUAACAUGGAAAAUAAUAACGAAUUAAUAAUCAUGGGAGGAAUUAGCAUUGGAUUUAAAAGAGUAAAUACUGCAUGGAUACUCUCUCCGAAAACACUUCAAAUUAGAAAGUAUGAAUAUCCUGAUCCAAUUCAAAUUAUGGAAUUUUCACAAGUGGACGACAAGUCUAACAACAAUUCUCCAAACAUGAACAAUAGCAAGAAACACUAUCUCACUCUGUUUCAUUCAUAUUUAACAAAUUUAAUUAACAAUAUUUCAUCAGAGGACUUGUCACAACAACCAUCGAAUGACAGCAAUCACACUUCAUCUCUUAAAUUUUUUCCAAAUUUAAAGAAAAAGAAAUCUUCGUCAUUAUUUGCAAGACCAACAGAAUUUCUAGAUGUUGACAGUGGUAGUUUAACAACGAUGAGCUUUGAAAAUUCGCGCACUGAAUCAUUAUCCCCACUUGAUAUUCAUUACAAAAUUUACCAAAGCAAAUUAUUGGAGUAUUUGAGGAAAAUUGCUUCCAAUACAUUUGACGAAAUGCAAAAUUUGAGCAAGAUGAAAAUUUCAUCCACCUCAUUCACAUCUCUCUUGUCACAACAAUAUGUUUCAAGAUCUGUCGUUUAUAAUUUUCCAAUUCCACGAGAAAGACACUGCAUGUGUGUUGUUCCAAAAAAACAAGCAUCAGAUUCUCGACUACUAGUCAUCAUGGGAGGAAUUGCUGAUAAGAAGAUUCGUCUUAACGAUGUCUGGUUUCUAAAUAUCGAUACCAUGAUGUGGCAUGAAGGUAGAUUAAAUGGUUACAGUGUCGAAGUUCCUCCUGAAAAUGCUACCGAAUAUUCAUGCAUCAAAAAGGCUCACACAUCAACUUGGAUUUCCCCAUUCGACACCACAAACUCACAGCAUGUUUCAACAAAAGAUGGAUGUACCAUUCAUUUAGGGAUUAAAAUUCCUACUCCAAGAUAUUAUCAUUCUUUGGUUGCCGUGAAUGAUUCUACAUUAAUACUCUUUGGAGGAUACGAUGGCGCGUUUCAAUGUGAUUUAUGGCUGUUGAAAUUAUUGGAUCGAAAGAAUGUGAUUUUUGAAUGGAAGAAAAUUGAGCUUUCAAAACAGGAAGCUGUCAUUCACAAAUUUCCAUGGCCUUCUCCUCGAUACAAUCAUUGGUGUGGUAUGUUAAAAGACAAAAUGCUACUUGUUGGAGGCGUUCUCGAUAAGAAUGUUCAAACGAACGAUGUGUGGUAUUUUGACAUUGAUUCUUAUCGUUGGAGAUGUUUAUUGGUUGACAGAGAUCAUGCUGCAAGUUCUGAGGACUAUCCAGAACGGAGGAGUGAUCACAGAUGUGCCAUUCUGGGAAAAUAUUUAUUGCUCACUGGAGGAGUUCACAAAAAGACCUAUUUACAUGAUACCUAUGUGUUGGAUUUAGAAAAGUUUACAUGGAGAAAAUAUUCAAAUGCAACGGUCAAUGAUGAUACUACCAAAUUUAUGCCAGGAAGAAUUAGUUUUUCUAUUCAGGCCCUAAAUCCUACAUCAGCAAUCGUUUUUGGAGGAAUUGUCGAUAAGGAUAAGUUAGUGGCAAGAGCGAACGAUAUUUGGAUGAUUGAAACCAAUCUCCAAUUGAAAUCAGAUCCCAAUCUCUCAAAGAUUGGAUUCAUCAAUGAAAAGAGAAUUGGUUCUAAUUAUUUGAUUGAAAGAAUAUUAGGAGCUGGCGGCCAAGGACAAGUUUUUCUCGUGAAGGACGAAUCUGUGACAUCCGAAAACAAGUAUUAUGCGUUGAAACGAAUGACCAUCAAUUUCUCAGAUGACGUCGGAAGAAACAAAGCCGUGGCAAGUGACAUGGUCUUUAAUGAAAUUUUCAUUGUUCAACAAUUGAAGCAUGAAAAUGUGUUGCCCACCUAUUCCUUCUUUUUGGAAAAGAAAAUGGAAGAAAACUCAAAAUCUAAUGACUUCACACUGAACCUUAAUAUUUUAAUGCCCUAUUGUGAAGCUGGUGAUUUUAGUGCCUUUUUUGCCCGAAGAAGUUAUCAAUGGCAAAAAAUUGGCAUGUUUUGGGACGAAUGUGAAGUGAUUUCAUGGUUACUUCAAAUUGCAAGGGGCCUUGAGUAUAUUCACUCGAGAAAUAUUAUUCACAGAGACUUGAAACCAAGUAAUAUUUUUGUAACAUUUGACAAGAACAGUAGUAACCUUAAGGGUGGCAAUGGAGAUGAUACCAGCUCGAGUGAAACUCCUCAAAGACAGACUAUUGUUUUCAAAAUUUCAGAUUUUGGACUAGCUAAGAACGUCUCCAAUUCUCUAGCAAAAACUACAUGUGGAACAAUGCUCUACCUAGCCCCUGAAAUUUAUACAGAAGAGGUCUAUUCAGAAAAAGUGGAUAUUUGGUCCUUUGGGUGUAUUAUUGCAUUUUGCUUAUUUCAAUCAAAAUUGAGAAUUGAUUUGAAAUUGCCAUCACAAAAGAAACAAUUAAUUGAGCUAUUCCAUCCAAAGACAAGCAAAUCGACCAGUGUUGACAAUUCUUACAUGGACAAAUUGGUAGGAAAAGAUGAAUGGUUGCAAUUAACAUUGGAUUGUGUCGAACAAGAGCCUGACAAGCGACCAUCUGCUUCUGAAAUUGUCAAGCGCUUGGAGUUGUUGUUGGAAAGAGUGAAAAAAGCCAAUGAAGAACGGUUACAGAAAAUUAGGGAGCAAGCACAAGAAACGUCAUGCAAUGUUUCAACAACAGAUUCGUCUGUGGAGGUUUCUUCAAGUAAGACGAUAAGUGAUUCACCAUCAUUGACGAGCUCUACUGCUGAAGAAUUGGUAACAUUUCCUUUAACAACAUCAACAGCACAAAAUCAACAACACAAUGAACAAGAAAAUAAUCCACAGUUCAUACAGCAGCAUGACAAAGACCAAGCAAGUGUGAAUGAAUUGCAAGAAGAUCAUGAUGAACCACACAACAUUUCAUCGGAGUCUGAUACUAAAUUGUUUCAAGUUCUGGAACCACUGAUUUUAAAUAGCGACUUGUCACAGUCUUUCCAAUCUAAUUCUUCAACUGGAGCUAUUCAAAACCUUUUGCUUGCCAACAAUGAUCCGACCAAAGACCGCGAUGAAGAAGAGUUAUGGAUUGAAUUACAAGCAUGGAUCUUUCAAUUUGAAGAGAAACAACUCUUAGAUGAAAAAGAAGUCGAUUUGUUAUGCAUUGCAAUCGAUCACCAGAAUUCAACAUUGAAACGAUUUUACAAGGCUCUUAAAAAGAUUUCGAACAGUUCCAACUGUGAUGAUGGCUUUGGAGAGGAAUCUCAAAUCAUGAACCAAGAAUUGAAUAAUUCAAUGUUGCUCAAGCAAUUGAAACGAUUUUUAAAGUUGAAUGUCCAAGAGUGA